Molecule: messenger RNA, 2575 nt
Organism: Pipistrellus kuhlii (Kuhl's pipistrelle)
Lineage: Eukaryota; Metazoa; Chordata; Mammalia; Chiroptera; Vespertilionidae
Gene: ZSWIM1
Product: zinc finger SWIM-type containing 1
Exons: 2
Coding region: 714-2084 (456 amino acids)
Molecular function (GO): zinc ion binding
Source: RefSeq, a predicted model, not a curated record
UACUAUUUAUUUUCCAUUUCAUUUUUGGCCGCUGAGGGAGUUUCCAUAGUAACACGUCCUUCUAGUUGGUUCCACGGAUAGGAGUUUCCAGAGUUCCAGGUUCAGGUCUCAGACUCUCCUGGAUGCAAAUAUUCUCAGGCUUCUAUUGGUUACCGCCAGCCGAGCCCCCUCGUAACCAUGGUAACAGCACCGCCCACAAGUUGCCGGGCUACGAUUGGUCCGAGCUCGAGAGCCCUAACGUGAGGCCCUCAGGCCAUUGGCCUAAGUCACAGGAAACUGGCGCCGCGGUUGGUGAGUCUAGAGGUCCGUCAGAGCCAGAGACUGGGUCAAAUAGGGAGAAAUGGCGACUGAGCCAGCCUGUGGGUGAGUGGUUUCGGAAGGGGUGGAGGUAUAAGGCAACUGCUUACGGUCGGCCUGGACACAGCUCCCAGGGGGGUGGGAGGUGGACGUCUCUUCUGGCUCCGGCCGGACUCCGUAUGGAAAAGUCCGACAUCAACAUCCUCCCAUCGGGCAAGAGGUGAGAGGUCAGAGGCCGCGUCCUUUCUCUGUGCCUGGUUUAUGGAGCUCAGGCCCCUCUUUGGAAGAAGAGCUGGGAAAUACAGUCCAGCCUCAAGCCGCAACGUAGUUGGAGCUUGAGGGGCUGGGAGCCUGCUGUACGCAGCCUUGCAGAGAAGUAUUUUGACCUUGGCAUCUAGACAUCUCCCAUCUCCCCCAUGGCCCUGACAAUGCUGAAUGAGCUCUUCAUUGAGGACCCACGCCCACCUAUGCUGCUGUACCAGGUUAGCAAGACUGCCAAGUUAGACACCCUCAACUAUCAGAGCUACUUCAUGCAGGACAUCUUUGCCCAUUUCCCUGAUAUCUUAUUUAUCCACCGGACCUAUAACCCAGUGGGCAAGGUGUUAUAUGCCUUCCUGGUGGAUGGCCCUCAGGUGCAGCUGGAGGGUCAUUUUGCCCGGAUAGUUUACUUUGCCAUUCCUGCCACGGAGGAUGCUGAAGGCCUGACCCAGAUGUUCCAGACAUUCAAGAAGUUUAACCCAGCCUGGGAGAAAGUCUGUACUAUCCUGGUCGAUCCCUUCCUCCUCCCUAUGCCCACCCUAGCUAUGGAGUUCCCCGCAGCUGAGGUCCUGCCCUCAGCCUUCCACAUCUGUAAGUUCUUCCAGGGCAAGUUCUACCAGCUUUCCCUCGAACAGCCUGUGAAGCAGGUGCUCCUGACCGCCCUGCAGAGCACAAUGUGCUCGGCCACUGCUGGCAAUCUGAGGAAGUUCUGUGCACUCCUGAGCAACUUCGUCCCCCCAGAGCAGCUGACCAAGCUACACUUAUGCUGGCUGCUCAAUGACCGCAUCUGGCUGGCCCACCGUUGGAGAAGCCAAGCCGAGAGCAGCCACUACUUCCAGGGCCUGGAGGUCACCAUCCGCAUCCUCAGCCAGUUCUUUGGCACCACCCCAUCUGUGGAACAAGGCAUAACCUCCUUGCUCCGGUUCGUGCAGCAGAACUCUGGAGACAAGGCCAUCUUCAGCCUGGGCCUGAGUCCCCGGAGCAGUUGUGCCCCCUCGGACGUCAGCCCCCAAAGCCCCAAAGUGGAACAGUUGGCAGAAGCCUGCAUCCAGCACUCCCUCCACACCAUCUGCACAGAGCCAGCAGCCCAGCUCUGCCUGGGUGAGCUUGCCGUGGUCCAGAAAUCUGUGCAACUCAUUGGCUCUGGCUCUGAAAAAGUGAACAUACAAAUCCUGGAAGACACCCAUCGCGUGCAGCCCCAGCCUCCUGCCAGCUGCAACUGCUCCUUUAACCAGGCCUUCCACCUGCCCUGCCGCCACAUCCUGGCCAUGCUCAGUGCCCGGCUCCAGGUGCUCCAGCCCAAUAUGCUGCCACCUCAGUGGACAGCAGACUCUGCUGCUAGUCUGGAUGACAUCCUGGGCAGCAAGUGGAGUGAGACCCUGGAUAAGCACUUGGCUGUGGCUCUCCUCACUGAGCAGGUGGGCCAGCUCUUACAACACUGCACCCAGGAGGUGUUUGAACAGCGGUACAGCACCCUGCGGAAACUGGCCGACAUCUGGAUCGGCCCUUAUGAGCAGGUCCAGCUGUGACUGCCUGUGCUGAGAUGCUCACACACAGGCACACACACCCUCCCUGCACACACACUCACACUGUUGUACAAUACUUCCCUGAACCCUCCCUCCAGGACAAAACAGGUCUUCGAUUGCCUCCUGCUACCUACAAUAUGUCUAGUUUUCUAAGACGGGAGUCAGCAAACCUUUUCUGCAAAGGGCCCGACAGUAACUAUUUUAGGCUUUGCUGGCCAUAUACAGUCUAUUGUACUUGGUUUUGGUUUUGUUUGUUUGUUUGUUUACACCCUCUUGAAAAGAUAAAAACUAUUCUUAGCUCAAGGGCCUCACAAAAACAGGUGGGCCCUGCUCUGAGAUAAGAGGAAACUAGGACAAGUUUUCCCCAGUCCCGAGAUAACUCCGGACUCCCAGAGGAAGAGGCUCCUCAGAGGAGCUGGUGCAGCCAGGUUCCCAGUCUUUUUACUCCCCCUGUCCCAUCCUGAGGUCAUUAAAGUUGAAUGUUGCCUACUUUA